Messenger RNA from Phyllotreta striolata, 2699 nucleotides. Lineage: Eukaryota; Metazoa; Arthropoda; Insecta; Coleoptera; Chrysomelidae. The record is from the annotation of a GenBank genome assembly.
GUUUAAUCAGCAUGCGUGUUGCUUUACUUUGGUCAGUGUUUUAUUGUCGCCGGUUAAAAUGAAAAUCAACGUUGAUUUUAUUAAGAACACUUCUUUUAUAAUCUUUAUAUUUUUUUGUGAAAUAUUAACAUCAGAAGUUCCUAGGCCGAGGGGUGUAUCACUUUCGAGGGCCGCUUUGUAUCCGCCAGAUAAAGACUUCACUUGCUUCGAUGGAAGCAAAACCAUACCGUUCAACAGAGUAAAUGACGAUUAUUGUGAUUGUUUAGAUGCUAGUGAUGAGCCGGGAACCGCCGCUUGUGCCCACGGCAUUUUCCAUUGUACGAACGCCGGACACAAGCCCUUAAAUCUACCUUCGAAUCGCGUAAACGACGGUAUCUGCGACUGUUGCGAUGGUACUGAUGAAUACGCUUCCGAAACGAGUUGCCAUAAUAAUUGCAUCGAAUUGGGAAGAAGCGCUAGAGAAGCCGCUCAACGUAGAGCCGAACUGAUUAAAGCGGGCAAGCAGUUAAGAGCAGAAUUGAGCCAGAAAGGUAUUUUACUGAAACAGGAGAAACAAGUUAAGUUAACUGAACUGCAGAAAAAUAAGGAAGAAGCCGAGAAACUGAAAGCUGAAAAAGAAGCAUUAAAGAAUGAAAUAGAGGAAUUGGAAGCGAGUGCUCUAGAGUAUUACACUAAAUUAGAAAAUGAAGCCAAGCAAAAGAGAGAGGAAGAAGAAGCUGCUGCGAAUAAAGCUGAGGCUAUUGAAGCAUUUAAUCGAUACGAUUCAAACCAGGAUGGCUGGCUAGACGUUUCCGAGAUGAAGACCCGAUCGACUUUCGAUAGAGACAGAAAUGGCGAAGUUUCUGACGAAGAGGCCAAAUUUUUCUUAAACCUACAAGAAUCAGUCCAGGUAGAAACAUUUAUCAAUGAUUGCUGGAAACUUGUAAAACCAUUCGUUUCAAUGGAAGCAAGUAACCUAAAAAUGCCAGAAGAAAAAGAAAAAGGGGACGUUGAAGAAGCCACUGAAGCUGAAGACAUGCAGGAGAGUGAAGACGUCGAAGAACAGAAUCAGGAAGAUGAAGAACAUGAAGAUUACGAGGACGAAGAAGAAUCUGCUAAUCAAGAACAGGUGGAAGAACCAGAAGCAGUACAGGAACCCUCAAAAAUUGAAUACGAUCCUGAAACACAACAACUCGUGGAUAAAGCCAAUCAAGCUCGUCGCGAUUUCCAAGAUGUCGAAAGACAAGUGAGAGACAUCGAAAGUGAAAUAAACGACAUUCAAUCGUAUCUCACAAAAGAUUUCGGUUAUGAAGAAGAAUUUGCGCCACUCGAGGGUCAAUGUUUCGAAUACGAUGAUCACGAAUAUACAUAUAGGCUGUGUCCGUUCGAUAGAGCUACUCAGCAGCCGAAAUCAGGAGCUGCCGAAACCCGAUUAGGUUCUUGGGGCCAAUGGUCAGGCCCAGAAAGCAACAAGUACGAACAGAUGACCUACGAUAAGGGACAAUCUUGUUGGAACGGUCCUACUAGGUCUACGAUUGUACGAAUUAGUUGUAGCAGUGAAAAUAAAAUUUUGAGUGUAUCGGAGCCGAACAAAUGUGAAUAUUUGUUUGAUUUUGUUACACCGUCGGCUUGCUAUGAAGCCCCAGCUGAUGCUACCGAAGACUUGCACGACGAAUUGUGAGAAUUUAAACAGUUUUAUAUGCAAAUAUCACUAUACAUUGUUAAGACUGCACAAUCAAUACUUGGUACUUUGUACUCCAUUGAAGACACGCAUGAUCUGUUUUGGAUUUGCGGCUGGCGUUAUUGGCUCAACGCUUUUAAUUAGUUCAAUUAUUUAAAUUUAUAAUUUAUCUUUAAAUUUUACUUAAAUACUGUUAAUAAGUGGGUUUUAUUAUUUUUUUUUUGUUGGUUUUGGGGAUCACACAAUUUUUUGGUUUUCGGUGUUUGUAGAAUUGCGAUUUUGGAUCAAUUUAGUCACGAGUAUACUUUGUGAUUUGUUUAUCAAUUGUAGGUUUGUUUUCAUGAAUUUAUUAUCAUUCCAUAAAUGUUAAUUGUAUGCUUAACGUUGUAAUGUACUGAUCGUCAAUUUGGAAUGGAUGAUUUCAGAGAGUAAAAUUGAGUUAUUAACAUAAUAUAGGUGAUCAGUAGCAAUAUUCUUAUGUAGUUAAUAUAGUCAGAAACUUCGAUGACUGAUUACUAUUUAUAUCACAUAUGUUUAUGAAUGUUAAUGAUGUUUCAGAACUUUUCGCAGGUACUGAUAUUACAUAUGUAAAAAUGUAAACUAAAAUUUACAAAGAAAAUAUAUUGGUUGUGAAGACUUAGCAUAUUCGUGAGUUUCUUUAAAAAAAUGGGUGUUUAUAUCUACUACUGACAAUUGAAUUUUUUAGCUAAAUUUGUUUUGUAAAACAGGUAAUACUUCAUUCUAUAAAUUUUUCUAUUAAAAAUGUUGAUAGUGUGUUUGAAAAAUACAAUGGAAAUGUAAUGAUUUCAAUUUAAGAUUUAAUGUAUUUCACAGUAAAAAAUGAAUGUUCUGCAUGGAGAAAAAUAUAACUGAAAUAACUUAUCAUAAAUAAUAUUGUCUUAUACGUAAACAUGUUAAUUUUUUUCCAUUCUUUGAUACGUUGUUUUCCACAUUAUUGUCCUUUGUCAAGUACCUACUUAUAUUAAUUAAAAUUAUUAAAGACUAUAAUUUUAAAUCAAUACUAGAAACAUUUUGUUAA